AUUAACAGUGAGGCAAUAGUGAAGUAUUCCUAGCAGCUGGAUGCCCUACAUUGAAUAUACCUCGUUCAUUAAAGCUUCAGAAGACGACUGCUGUGAUUAAUAAGAAGCUGUUUUCGUAAAAUCGUGUAUGUGAAAUCUUGUAAAAUAUGUGCAUUUUCGAAUAUCGGAGUUCGUUUUUAAAAUUUAUGAGUGCAGGUUUUCAAUAAGCAGAAAGAAAAAACAAUUCAGUGUGAUAUGCACAAGUUUCCAAACAAAUUUUUUUACAGUUUAGUAUAGUGUGCAACUCAGUGACCUUUUUCAUGAUACCGUUAAUUCUGUGUUUUGUUUUGUCCGUGACAUUAUGUGAUGAAUUACCUGAUCCAGACCCAAUUCUUAAAUGUUGUCGAAAUGGUGAGGAGCUUCAUUCAAAUGGAAGGGACUGUGUUAAACGAGCAGGAUAUAAAACGCAAAUACUGGAAGAAGGCGAGUACGUUGACAUUGGUGAUCCAGCUGAACUCGAAUCACAGAAGCUUUACUGGUUGCCCUCAUCUGUAUUGAAUAAAUUGCCCCGCCAGAAAUUAUUUGUUGAAUACAGAAACACAGAUGUUUGCAAUACUGAUUUUUUCGUUUUAUUAAAUACUAAUAAUACCGACCGCUACAGAAUCACAGAUAAUUAUACUUUGAUUGUUAGUUUGACAUAUAUUGACGGCAAUACGUUUAAUGCUGAAUUUGGAAAUUUUCAGUAUUGCUUGGACUCGCUAUCUGAAUCACAAAGUUCUCAUGUAUUUCGUAUGUGCUUAGAUACAGAAAACAAUUUCACUACCAUUAGAAAAUGUUGCAAAUUUGGUCAACAGAUUCAAUUAAGAAAUUCUGUUGCAAAGUGUGAAGAUGCUGAAAGUAACACAUGGUCAGCCGAAGAUUCUGUUUUUCGCAGCUAUUUUCCUAACACCACCAUUACAGACAUUAUGGAUGGAAGCAUCUCGCUCUGUAGUAGCGGAGAAUUCAAAAUAUUACAGCCAGAUGAAGCUUUUAAAUACAUAAAUGAAAAUUUAGCCUUAUCUUUGAAUGAAUAUGAUGUGCAAAAUUAUAAAUGUUUUGAAUCAUUCUUCGACUCAAUAAAAGAGAAUGAGACAGUAGGAUUUUGUCAUCACUCAAGUAAAACUGUACUAGCAUACUAUUUGGUAUUUCGGCAUUUCUCUGUGCUUGCGGCUAUUGCAUUGGCAGUAGGUUUGAUAAUCCUUGGAAGUCGUUCAGAUAUUUACAGGACCAUUCACGGAAAAGCUCUUCUGUGUCACAUUUUAUGUCUUUUCAUUGGGCAUGUCAUCUAUGCUCUCUGGGAAUAUUACCUUCAGAAAUGGGAUGAUGAAACAAUUCUUCUUGUGUUGAAUUUCUUUAUUAUGUCUUCCGUUCUAUGGCUCAAUAUAAUGUGCUUCAACAUGGCCAGGGGUCUCGGGACGUCCUUGGAAGUUCGUAAAAGAAGAAACCGCUGGGCACCGUUCGCGUGCUACUGCGCGUACGCGUGGGGCGGCUCUAUGCUCCACACUGUGCUCUUAGCCUCGCAGCCGUGGAGGGAGUACGACGAUCGAGAUAUCAUUUCAUUCGUGUACCACACCAAAACAUAUUUCUACCCUGACGAGUGGAGAUACUCGCUAAAUUUGGAAGCCCUCUUUUUUGGAUACGGUCCAGUGUGUACAUUCUUGGUCAUCAACAUUGGUCUUCUUACAACAACGAUAUUGAAAAUACGGAAGUUGGAACGUGACACAUCAAUACUCCACAGAAGGUUGUCAGUAUGCAUCACUAAUAAAAAGAAGAAUCAUUCAAGCACUCCUGACAUGCGCGGCGCCGCGGCGCCGACGGCGGCGGAGAUGGCCGCGCUGGCGCUGCGGCUGCCGCCGGCGUACGACGCGGACGGCACGCGCCUCAUGGACGACCUCAUCUGGAUCACGAGGAUCGUGCACACGGAGGCGCUCUUCAGAACCCUCGCGGCGGUCUGCGACCUGCUGCGCGCCGCCUCCGUGCUCGCGCUCUCGUGCUCCAACGACAGCGGAAUUGCAACGCGCGAUCUAAGCGCCGCUAACUGCCCCGUAAAAUGGUCGCCGCGCCGCAGCAUACGUCGUUACGAGGCGCUCGCGUCAGUGGAGGCGAUCGAGGUGGGAGACAAGAGGAAAUGGAAACGGAGCAAGUGCGGAGGUUUUAGUUCUGGUGAUGGAGGAGAUGGUGGAGGUUGUGGUGGUAGUGGUGGAGGUGAUGAUCGUAGUGGUGAAGGAGGAGGAGGUAUUGAUGUAGGACGAGGAAGUGGUAUAAAUGUGAGAGUAGGUGGUGGUAGUGGUGGUAACGGAGGAGGUGGUAGAGGUAUUUUUGGAGAUGAUGGUAGUAGUGAAGAAGGAGGAGGAUGUGGUAGAGGUGGUGGUGGUGAUGGUGGUGGUGGUGGUGGUGAAGGUGAUGAUGAAGGUAGUGAUAAAAGUGAUGGAGGUUGUGGGUGGGUGUGA
Messenger RNA from Gryllus bimaculatus (two-spotted cricket), 2468 nucleotides. The record is from the annotation of a GenBank genome assembly. Lineage: Eukaryota; Metazoa; Arthropoda; Insecta; Orthoptera; Gryllidae.